UCCGCACGGCCGGACCACAACGCGUCUGUAUCUACUUGCCCGAGAAACACGGUGUAUUUUACAACUGUACUCGCGCUCCCGCUUUUUUUUCCGCGAUCGUCACUCCCUUUGUAACCAUUUUCUUUUUUUUUUUGGUACUAGUUUCACCCUCUAAUAUUAUUCUUUGGUUUCUUUAUUCUCAAUCGCUGGAAACUCGAACAAGGAAGUUUGUUUUUUGUUACUUUAGUAACGAUCAACACCAGAAAACUUGAUCUAGUGAUUGUUUUCGAUAUUCAUAGAAAUAAGGUUUUUCAACCUGCACCAUAGGAUGCCCGUGAGAUCGAGGGCAUCGAUCGUCACUGCGGGUGAUCAUCGAGAACUGCGUGUUGUCUCUGUUAAUGCGGCCGAGACUGCAGCUGAUUCAUCGUCGCAAGUAUAGAUGCGAUCUAGUUGGGAUUAAACGAGUGACAAAAGUUUCGAUUUACACGCAAGAAUAAAGUGCUCCAGGAAGCAUGACUAAUUCUUAAUAAUCGCUGUCUCGUUGAAAAAAAAAAAAAUUUAAGAAGUAAUUAUGCCUGAUAAGCCUGUGGGAAAUCGAUAUGGACCAAGAGAAAGUGACUUCUUUGGAGAGGAGAUAUCCUCCAUCGGCAUGUCAGUGCGGCCGAGCGGUAGUGCCUCGUCUGGUAUAUCGAGCUUGGCGAGUUGCGGCGAAGUCGAGGCGCUGCCGGAGCUACCGCCCCAGGACGAGGAGCGCCUACAAAGAGCGGCCCGAUCGCUUCAGCAGCGACUGGUGUUGCGCCAGUGGCUGGCUGAUCAUGGCCUCCACAACCACUACCAGAGAUUGAUGCAACUGGAGGUGAUGUCGCUCGAGGACGUCUACUGGGUGGAGGACAACUCGGUGCGCGCGGCGCUCGGCAAGGACCUGGGUCGCUGGAUCCAGGCGCGCCAGACGCUGCCCACCUCGAAGGAGGACCUGGACGUGCUCAAGGCCGACCUCUGGAGCAACGUGGUCAAAAACAGCCAUCACCAGGACGCUUGGACCUGGGGCGGUAUGCUGGUGGUCUCGGUAUCGGUCGCGGGGUUGGUUACCCUAGCGGCGAUGACGCAGCCAUCCCUAGCCCCCGAGGCCAAGCACUCGCUUCUCCAGUACGUCACCGGAAAGUACCUGCUUCCCGGCAAUUGUCGAGUGCACUUUGAAUGGGACGAGCCCCAACUCGUUGGCGAGACCAUGACGUUCAACGUUAAGUUUUACCAGAGGAACGGUCAGCCGUACCCCAUUUGCGACAAGGAUAACCUGAUAGUCGAGGUGACGGAGGGCACCCGGCAAGUGGCCACCGUUAUCCAACUGGGGGGCACCGAUCCCCUCGCGGCCAACACUGCGGUCGUCAAGUUCACCGUGCGCCACGCGGGACAGUACAGGAUCGCCGUCCUCAUCGGCUCCUGCCACGUGCACGGCAGUCCAUUUCUGAAAAACUUCCUCCCCGGGCCACCGGAUGCGAACAAAACGGUGUUUGUCCGGCACAGUUCGACCGUCGUGUGCACGGCUGGGAUCGCCCACGUCAUGACGAUCGAGCCCCGGGACGAGUACAACAACCUCUGCGCUUUCGGGAUCAACGACAAGCCCGUCGACGGAUACAUUGUAAAUAUAACCCAGAUCGGUAGUUCGUCGGGGGACAAAUCGCCGGUCCAGUGCACCGUACAGCUGGAAUACGACGCUCCGAACCAGCGGAUUCGGUUGAGGGUGAGCUUUCCAAAGGGCGGCUGCUACCACGCGACCGUCAGCCUCUGCGGGCUUCAACUCCACAACGGGGACUUUGACAUCAUAGUGCUGGAAAGUGCGGUGGCGCGAGCGGUUCACAACAACGUCGCCUCCAAGGACCCGGACACGUGCUACGCCGCCAAGUUGCUGGGCAUGCAGGGCGAAAGGUUUUCCAAACCGAAAAAGGUCUUUUGCUUCAUCUCCCCCAAGCAGCUGACCAUCAAGGAGUACCUCCUCAAAUUUAUCCCCAAGCGGCUGGUCACCUUUAGGCUCUGUCCGUCUACCAAGUUUCACUUUGAUAGCCCGAACAACCAGUACGAGGGCUACGACUCGUUCACGAUCGACGACGGCUGUCAGCCCCCGGUCGAGCUGAUAUCCCACUACCGCGACAUCAUCGCCGCGACCUUCACCCUGUUUCUCCUGAAGAACAUCGGCGGCAGCGAGACCUUCGCCGAUAAACAGGACUUUUUCUACCACGAGGUCAGGAAACACCACCAAAAGCACUACCACGAGAAACUGUCCAUGAAGGUCCAGCGCGACAAGUUGCUCGAAUCGUCGAUGAAGGCCACGAAAGGCUUCUCGGUGAGCGACUGGUGCCGGAACUUUGAGAUAACGUUCCAAGGGGAGCAAGGUGUGGAUUGGGGCGGGGUGCGCCGGGAGUGGUUCGAGCUGAUCUGCGCGUCGCUCUUCGACCCGGGAAACGGACUGUUUGCCUCGUUCGGCGAGUCCCACCAGGCCCUCGUCCACCCGAACAGCAGACGCCGACCGGGCCACCUGAAGCUCAAGCACUACGAGUUCGCCGGCCGCAUAGUCGGCAAGUGCCUCUACGAAUCGGCCCUCGGCGGCUCCUACCGGCAACUCGUGCGCGCCAGGUUCACCCGGUCCUUCCUCGCCCAGAUAAUCGGCCUGCGCGUCCACUACAAGUACUUUGAGCAAGACGACCCGGAUCUCUACCUCAGCAAGGUCAAGUACAUCCUGGAGAACGACGUCGAGGAGAUGGAGCUUUACUUUGUCGAGGAGGAGUACGACAAGGACGGCCAGCUCUGCAAGGUAGCCGAACUGAUACCCGGUGGGAGCAAGGUCCGCGUGACGAACGACAUGAAACUCCGGUACCUGGACGCCCUGGCCCAGCACAGGCUGGCCAGCUCGAUUCGCAGCGAGGUCGAUCACUUCCUCAGGGGACUCAACGAGCUCAUACCCGACAACUUGCUCGGCAUCUUUGACGAGAACGAGCUCGAGUUGCUCCUUUGCGGUACCGGGGAGUACAGCGUGGCGGAUCUGCGGGCCCACCACAUAGCGAACGGCAGUUCGCCCGAGUUCCUGAGGGUCCUCGACUGGUUCUGGACGGCGGUGAGCAACUUCACCCAGGAGGAGAUGGCGCGGCUGCUCCAGUUCACCACAGGCUGCUCCCAACUGCCCCCGGGUGGUUUCCAGCAGCUCAGUCCUCGCUUCCAGAUCACCGCGGCCCCCACCUUCGAGAAUCUCCCGACCGCCCACACGUGCUUCAAUCAGCUCUGUUUGCCCGACUACGAGUGUUACGAUCACUUUGAGAAGGCGCUGCUUUUGGCCAUCAGCGAAGGCACCGAAGGCUUCGGGAUGAUCUAAGCGCCACGAAAUCAGUUAUAUCUUCUAGUCUGAACGAAAAGAAAAAAGAGAAAUUCCUAGCUCAACUGUAUUGUUAACUACGCGCGGACGUCGAUUGCCGAUGGGCCGAUUUUUUUUUCCUUCGCUCGCUAUACACGCAAACUGUACACACGAUAAACGGUUGGAUGCAAAUUACUGGUCCUAACCGUCUAGUGGUUCUGUUGGAACUACGAGGUUUAGAUCCUCGUCCUUUUUUAUACGGCAAACAAGAGUAUGAUCUGUUUUUUAUAAAAAAAAAAAA
Molecule: messenger RNA, 3623 nt
Organism: Copidosoma floridanum
Lineage: Eukaryota; Metazoa; Arthropoda; Insecta; Hymenoptera; Encyrtidae
Product: apoptosis-resistant E3 ubiquitin protein ligase 1
Biological process (GO): ubiquitin-dependent protein catabolic process; protein polyubiquitination; negative regulation of apoptotic process
Cellular component (GO): cytosol; cytoplasm
Molecular function (GO): ubiquitin protein ligase activity
Source: RefSeq, a predicted model, not a curated record